AUGGCCCUGGGAAAGUGGAGCCUGGAAGUGCUGCAGAACAGCCGAGCUUUGUUCCAGCGGAGACGGAAUCGAGAGCCGCCAGAGCCCACCGAGCCAUCAGAGAGGGAUGCGCCGCACUGGCACUGCUGUCAGGUCAGCAAAUAUUGCCGCCGCCGUGCUUGCGCCCUCUUGGGCUUCAUCAUCGUGGCGUUGAGGAUACAAUAUCUGCACGGGCGUGCUGCCCUCCUCUCGCGGAGGGCGGUGAUCACCUGCGCCGACAUGACGAGCUUACGCUCUGCUUUGGAGACGGCCAAUUCCAGCAACUGGCCUCGCUUCAUGCAGGAUGCGGACAAUGCCACGGAAGAGCGCUGCAGGGACCUGGGGCCAGACCAGGAGCUCGAGGAGCCUCUUGGAGCGGGUGCCGGCAGUCUCGUCGACCACUUUUCCACAGAGAUGAACAAGCUGCUGCCGCCUCAGUAUCGCUUCGACAUCAUCACGCUCGUCUUGGUGACAGUCGCUUUCUUGUAUCUGGUACAGACCAGUGACGAGCGUCCGACGCCCCGUGCCCGUCGUAGCCACUCCUUCGCCCUUUCUACACUGACGGAGUCCCUGGCCCUGUCGGCGGUGGCAGAGACCCAGGAGUCUAAAGCAGUGAAGCGACUACAAGCAGCAUAUUUCGACCUCGUCUGCCGCAUGCGCCCAGAUCGAUCGGGCAAUUUCCAAGUCGGCGCGCUGCCCCAUCAGCCUGCGCUGCCGGAGCAUGCCGAGCACCUGGAGGUAAAAGCGGCCAAGCCGGUGCGCCUCCUCUUUCUGCACGCCUCGCCCCUCUGCGUACUCACGCGUGGGCCGAAUGGGCAGUCGAAGUACGCCCCCCUGCCGCGGCUGAAGAUCGACCGCGAGGUCCACGCCGUACGCGAAGCAUUGCAAGGAGCCAUCGACGUGAAGGUGAAGACCGCCUCCAUCCACAAUCUCCGCAAGGCGGUCACAGAAGGAAAUCUUUGGCUCCACCUUUCUGCGCAUACCGCCAACGAGAGCACCUUGGUGCUUGAGGAUGGUUUCGGAGGCACCGAGGCUCUCACCCUGCAUGCUUUGGUGCGGCUGCUCCGGAGUGGGGGCACAGAUGCGCCGGCUGCCUUCUUCGUGUUCCUGUCGAACUGCCGAUCGGACACGCUUGCUGCAGCAUUCUACUCCGCCGGCGUGCAGCACAUCGUGUACACGAAUCGAGCUGUCACCGACCACUGCGCCAGCCGCUUUGCCAAGAGUUUCUACCUUGCCAUGGCAUGCCGGCGCUCUCUGCGAAAUGCCUUCCGCAUCGCGCUGUCGGAGGUCGAAGCCGACCUCGAGGGAGGCGACUCUGGAUUUCGCCUCUUCUCGAACGGCGAUGUCCUGCUGCAGGUUCCUGAAGUUGCUCAUCCAGAUCUAUCCCCGAAGGCCUAUGAAAACCUUCCUGGCCCCGUGGAAGACUUUGUUGGCCGCGAGGAGAUAAUGCUCUCUGUGCUUCAGCACCUCGCGCACCGCAGAGUCGUCGUGCUACACUGCCCGCGCAGGCUCGGGCUCACCGCCACCUUGACGAUGAUCGCCCGGUACAUCUCUGCCCCGGGCCGGAAAUUCUCUGGCAGCUGCAUUUUUGGAGAGGCACAGCCGCUGAAGAAAGGGCUCCUCAUCAUCGAUGAUGCCGAUUCGGCUUUGCUGGAGCAUGCGGAAGUUUUGAAGCAGAACCUGGAGUCCGACAAGUUCUAUCUGCUGGCGGGGUGCUCCAAACCGCAAUGGGAACUGUUUAGUGACGUGGUCAAGGCGGUGCAUGUAGAGCUGCCACCGCUAUCUUUGCUGGAGUCUGCCACGCUGUUUUUGCAACGAUGUCACCGGCCCCUUACACUGGAAGAUGUGCUGCACCCCAACUCGACGGACGAGAGAGUUGUCAAGAAGGAGCCUCUUCCCAAGGAGAGGGCCAAGCAACUUUUAAAGCCCAUGGCCUCUGUGUUUGAAGGCGACCCUCGCCUAAUUCGUCAGGCUGCCGGUAAGGUCACUCCGAACCGCCCGCCCUUGCAUGGAGACUUGGAGAGCCUGAAGGCAGAAUGCAUCGGUGCUCUCGAAGCGAAAAAGACACCAUGCCUGUGGUCAUGA
Symbiodinium sp. CCMP2592 is the source of this 2103-nucleotide messenger RNA. NCBI's taxonomy places the organism in Eukaryota, Dinophyceae, Suessiales, Symbiodiniaceae. The record is from the annotation of a GenBank genome assembly.